AUGGGAGUGCUCUUUUCUCGCCCUGGCGAGAACCAGCUCCCUGCCAGCUCGUUCGCAGCGGGCGACUUGGCAUCAGCAAAAGCCCCGUCCAUAGCACCAUACCUCGGCAUCAACACGGGCAUCUCGUACGGCGACACGCCGACCCAGGACCUGCCGCCCAUCCCGCUGGAGUGGAUCGUCUCCCCCCACGAUAUCGAUCAAACGUGCCCAGACCGGUCCAGAGUGCUCGCCUGGUUUGCCAUCACGGACGCCGUCAUCGUCUGCCUAGCAAUCAUCUUCGCCCAUCGGUCCUUCAUCUACCACGUCUCCCGUCGGCGGCUUGGGCGGCGUAGGUGCUCGGUCUGGCUCACCUGGCUCAUUCCCUUUGUUUGCCAGCUGAUCGCCAAUGCCGCCAUUGCUGGCGUGGUGGGCAACACCCCAGGGUACGAGCACCUAGACAAGGCGCACAUCUUCACCGUGUACCUCACGCGUCCGCGAUACUACUACAUCCCUCUAGCAUUACUGCGUGCUCUCGUGACGAUCCGUCGCUCUAGUGAAUGGGACAAGACGAAAAUCAUUCGACGUUCGCGUGACAAUCGCCUCGAGUUUCCGUACGCCGAUGCCUGGAUCACCACCGCCAUCUCCGAGCUUCUCCUUCUCACCGUGGGCGCUAUCUUCGCGGGCGUUACCUGGAACCGCUUGCCCGGCCGCAGCGAAACCGGCAGUUUCAUGCAUGACAAUGUCAGCUAUGUGUCCUGCACGCCGGCCGUCAUGCUUUUGUGUGUCGUUGUCUUCAUCCCGAUUUUCAUGCGCUACGGCGAGGCCUUUCCCGUACAGGCCCAUUACGGAGAAUCGGCGUUUCGUGCGCAAGGACGUCAGUAUGGCGAGGGCAGACACUGGGGUGCCAGGGUGAACAAACGUGGGGAGGCAAGCAUCGUGGUCAUGAAGAGCAAAGAUCCGAAGAGCAUCAAUAUCAAGAGAGCUGUUUUGUCCGCCCAAACUGGUGGAGACGAGCGUGAUUUGGGCUGUGUUUACUUCCAUAGGGUUGCUCGCCGGAGCAGCGUCGUAGCUCUAGAGUGUUCCACUCUCGUCACGAUCCAUACGUCAUCAUCGUUGGAACAAGAGAACAGCUCGCAGGCGUCUUCAUCUUGA
This is a messenger RNA of Emericellopsis cladophorae, 1131 nucleotides long. RefSeq lists its product as uncharacterized. The transcript is spliced from 3 exons. NCBI's taxonomy places the organism in Eukaryota, Fungi, Ascomycota, Sordariomycetes, Hypocreales, Bionectriaceae. Bases 1 to 1131 code for a protein of 376 amino acids. The record is from RefSeq and is a predicted model, not a curated record.